This is a messenger RNA of Rattus rattus (black rat), 3994 nucleotides long. RefSeq names its product interleukin 22 receptor subunit alpha 1 (gene Il22ra1). Gene Ontology annotation, molecular function: protein binding. Bases 1 to 1788 code for a protein of 595 amino acids. Lineage: Eukaryota; Metazoa; Chordata; Mammalia; Rodentia; Muridae. The record is from RefSeq and is a predicted model, not a curated record. The transcript is spliced from 7 exons.
AUGGGUUCCAAUGUCAUAGCACUGCAGAAGAUGGCAUGGAGGUGGGGGUCCACAGUCUGCAAACCGGCCUCGCUCACCCUGCUUCCACCCCCUGCAGCUCAUACCACUGAGGACACAUCUGAUUUCCUUCGACACGUGAAAUUCCAGUCCAGCAACUUUGAAAACAUCUUGACGUGGGAUGCUGGGCCGGCUAGCGCCCCUGACACGGUCUACAGUGUGGAAUAUAAGAAGUACGGAGAGAAAGAGUGGCUGGCCAAGGCUGGCUGCCAGCGGAUCACCCAGAAGUUCUGCAACCUGACUGCGGAGACCCGAAACCAUACCGAAUUUUACUACGCCAAGGUCACGGCAGUCAGCUCGGGAGGCCCACCGGUCACUAAGAUGACUGAUCGCUUCAGCUCGCUGCAGCACACUACCAUCAGACCACCCGAUGUGACCUGUAUCCCCAAAGUGAGAUCCAUUCAGAUGCUGGUCCACCCCACGCUCACACCCGUCCUCUCGGAAGAUGGCCACCAGCUAACCCUGGAGGAGAUUUUCCAUGACCUGUUCUACCAAUUAAAACUGCACGUCAACCACACCUACCAAAUGAACCUUGAAGGCAAAGAGAGAGAGUAUGAGUUCCUUGGCCUGACGCCCGACACAGAGUUCCUCGGCUCCAUCACAAUUUUGACUAAAAUACUGUCCAAGAAGAGCGCCCCCUACAUGUGCCGAGUGAAGACGCUGCCCGAUCGGACGUGGGCCUACUCCUUCUCGGGUGCAGUGCUGUUCUCCAUGGGUUUUCUCGUCGGCUUGCUCUGUUAUCUGGGCUACAGAUACAUUACCAAGCCACCUGUACCUCCUAACUCCCUGAAUGUCCAGCGUGUCCUGAGCUUUCAGCCCCUAUGUUUCAUCCAGGAACACGUGCUGAUCCCUGUCUUGGACCUCAGUGGCCCCAGCAGUCUACCUCAGCCCAUCCAGUACUCCCAAGUGGUGGUGUCUGGGCCCAGGGAGCCACCUGGAGCUGGGGGGCGGCGGCACAGCCUGUCUGACGUCACCUACGUAGGGCAGUCAGACGGCUCUAUCCUCCAGCCUACCAAUGGGCCAGCUCAGCAGACACUGUCCCCACCAUCCUACGCUCCAAAGGCUCUCCCUGAGGUGCAGCCCCUUUCCUAUGCACCUCAGGUAGCCUCAGAUGCCAAAGCUCUGCUCUACUCACCACAACAGGGGAUAAAGACUGGGCCUGCCACCUACGACCCGCAAGACGUUCUGGACAGCUGGCCUGCUUCCUAUGCUGUGUGUGUGGAAGACUCUGGCAAAGACUCCACCCUGGGGAUUCUCUCCAGUCCCAAACACCUCAAGCUCCAGGAAGACACACUUGUUAGAAGCUGUCUCCCAGAGGACCUUUCUCUGCAGGAAGUCACCUCCUUGGGUGAGGAGGAGGCACAGAGACCAAAAUCACUUCCUCCACCUCUGGGGUUCUGCACAAACGGACCUGACUUUCACACAUUGCACAGUGAGGAACCAGAGACACCUCGGUACCUGAAGGGGGGGCUGUCCCUCCUGUCCUCUGUGCAGAUCGAGGGCCACCCUGUCUCCCUCCCUUUGCACCUCCAUUCUGUCUCAUGUUCCCCCUCAGACCAGGGACCAAGCCCCUGGGGCCUGCUGGACUCCCUUGUGUGUCCAAAGGAUGAAGGUCCAGUGGCUGAGACUGAGGCCAUACUCCCCAGUGCUGUGGCCUCUGAGCUGGAGCAGUCCACAGAACUGGACUCACUUUUCAAAGGCUUGGCCCUAACUGUGCAAUGGGAAUCCUGAAGGGAAAUCAGAGCGAGCAGGCCUAGGCUUCCUCCUGUCCCACCCAGCUAACGACCCCUCACCCAGUAAGCCACAGGUUCUAAGGCCCAGCCCCCCGUGGGUUCCCUAGAGAGAAUGAGAGGGAGAUUUGGGCCCCAUGUGGGAAUCCAGAUGUAUGGUGAAGACUCUAGUGGAGAAGUAACAGGCAGGCGGCAUGUGCAAAUGGCCUGUGGCACAGAGCCCAGCAGACAGGACAGAGUGAGGUAAUGCAGGGAAAUCUGGAGAGCCAUCCAAGCUCCCUAAUCUAGUUUAACCAAGAGUGAGGUGUCCACCAUCUCCGAAGGAUCUUGGACUGGAAGGUGGGGGGCCAAGCAUACUAGGCACUUUGGCCGAGCAGCAGCAAGACUCGAGGGCAGAGUGUGGGAGAGGCUUACUCCCAGUCAGGGAACCUUUCUUUCCCUGCUAUGGGUGGCUUCACCCAGGAGUGACUCCUUAAUCCAUCAGGGGGUGAGCGGUGUCGCCUAAAACAUUUCUGCAGGCAGGGGUCCAGAGAAAAGCAUUUGAAAGGAACAUGGCUCCUUGGAAUCCAAAGGCCUUGGAAUCAAAUCCUGUCUGGGCUCACAUUCCAGCCCCUCUACCCAUCAUCUACAGGAUAUCAAGCAAGUGACUGAGCUCAGACCUCAGCUUCCCCAUCAAUGAAAUGGGCACUAUCACACUUACCUUCUGAGGCAGUGCCGAGGAUGACAUUAAUGUAUGGAAAUCGCUUUGUGGCACCCAGCACAUGGGCGGGGUCCAUUACUUGGCCGCUGUCUCAUGCUGGGAUUUUUUUUUUUAAAUCUGGAAACAUGAGGAGGGCCUCCUGUUCACAUUGGCUCAUGGGCAUUCUCUCAUGGAUUAGAGACUGUUGCAUGCAGGAACUGGACUAUCUAGGGCAGACAAGAGGAGUCUCUACAGAGCCUUCUGGAAACCGGCCCAGAGAAGCAACGAAUGGCACAGAGCCUUCUCUUUGAUGCUAUAGAAGCCAUUUGGGCAGAGGCCAUCUCACAGAGCCUUCUUUGCAUGGAAGGAGCCCCAGGCUUCUGUCCAUCCCACCUCGAGACACAUCGUAUGCACUCUGCCAGCCUGGCCUCUGGCCUGUGUCUGCACACAGCACGAAGAAGCCUUUGCUCUCUGCUGUCAGGAAGCUGCAUCUGUCGGAUCUCUCUCCUGUUAGACAGGCCUUACCAGGAGGCACCCAAGGCCAAUGCAAGGCCCUGUUGUGGAGUUUACAACUCAAACACAGGGCCUUUGUGCCAAGGGUGGAUGCUCUCUGCCCUGUUUGAAUUCUUGGGGGUUGAGUUUGGCAGAACACAAAUUAGGGGGGUCCCUAAGGGGUUCCUGAGAGAUAGGUGCCCUCUCCAUCACUUUCUUGCCCUAGAUCUCUGACACACAACCGGACUCCAUUUGUGUCAUCACGGCCUUCCGGAGAUACACUGUAUCCUUCCGCUAUGCUGGAUUAUACACUGUAUCCUUCCGCCAUGCUCACCUGUGUUUCCCCUUUUCUUCCCCACCGGAUCCCCUUAAUGACAUGGUGACAGGUGGGUCUCUUAUCUAUAUAUCAUUAAUAUUUAACCUCCCUCCAAGGUCACUGACUCAGUAUCUCAGGCCAAAGGUUAACCGUCUUUACUUUGUUUACAACUGAAUGACUGGCCUGUUCUCACCUGGUCAGUACAACCAGGGUUACAGAGCACUUUUAUGGAAGGCCAUAAACUGGCUGUCAGCUCCCAGGGCAACCAUAACAAAAAUGUGGAAGAACCUGGAGUGUCUGGGGAGAAGCCUUCGACCUCCUUCUAAGAGCCUCUCUCAGAUCACCAUACACACUCCUCCCCUGGCAUCCCAGGCCCAUAGCUGGGGCGGAUCCUGCCUGCUACAAGACAGGCUGUCAAAGUCCCACCAGGGCCAGAUGGUAAGCUUGACUUUUCUGAGAGCCCUACACUCUGACCCAAUAGCCUGGAAAGUCUCCAGCCCUGCCUGCUGUGCCCUGUCCCAGCGAGAGAAGAGGGAGUCGCCAAGUCACCUGCCUAACAAGGAAAGGCAGAGCCAGGGGUAAAAGAAUAGUGACCUCAGAACCCCUCAGGGAACAUUCCAAAACCCUGGACUCCUGUCCAGCCGGAACUCACAAGCUGUGCACAGACAAGGAGAGCUGUGAAUGCAGCCCAACAUAAAUAAAUGGAAAACGCACCUAAAA